Messenger RNA from Balaenoptera acutorostrata (minke whale), 2832 nucleotides. RefSeq names its product chloride channel accessory 2 (gene CLCA2). Gene Ontology annotation, molecular function: intracellularly calcium-gated chloride channel activity. The transcript has 14 exons. Bases 1 to 2832 code for a protein of 943 amino acids. NCBI's taxonomy places the organism in Eukaryota, Metazoa, Chordata, Mammalia, Artiodactyla, Balaenopteridae. The record is from RefSeq and is a predicted model, not a curated record. Gene Ontology annotation, biological process: chloride transport.
AUGACCCACGGGGACAGUGCAGGUCCUGUUUGCAGCCUGAAGUUUGUGACUCUCCUGGUGGUCCUAGGUCCGGAGCUCCUAUUCGUGGGAGCCAGAGUGCAGCUUCAAGAAAAUGGGUAUAAUGGAUUACUUGUUGCAAUCAAUCCUCAGGUAUCCGAGGAUCAGAACCUCAUCCCAAACAUUAAGGAAAUGAUAACUGAAGCUUCUUAUUACCUAUUCAAUGCUACUAAGAGAAGAGUGUUUUUCAGAAACAUAAAGAUUUUAAUACCUGCCACAUGGAAAGCUAAUAAUUACAGCAAAGUAAAACAAGAAUCUUAUGAAAAGGCAAAUGUCAUAGUGACUGACUGGUAUGGGGCACAUGGAGAUGAUCCAUACACCUUGCAAUACAGAGGGUGUGGAGAAGAGGGAAAAUACAUUCAUUUCACACCUGACUUUCUACUAAAUGAUGACUUAACAGCUGGCUAUGGAUCACGAGGCAGAGUGUUUGUUCAUGAAUGGGCUCAUCUCCGUUGGGGUGUGUUUGAUGAAUAUAACAAUGAGAAACCUUUCUACAUAAAUGGGCAAAAUCAAAUUGAAGUAACAAGGUGUUCAUCUGACAUCACAGGCAUUUUCUUGUGUGAAGGAGGCCCUUGCCCCCAAGAAAACUGUGUUAUUAGCAAGAUUUUCAAAGAAGGAUGCAUGUUUAUAUACAAUAGCACCCAAAAUGCAACUGCAUCGAUAAUGUUCAUGCAAAGUUUAUCUUCUGUGGUUGAAUUCUGUAAUGCAAGUACCCACACCCAAGAGGCUCCAAACCUGCAGAACCAAAUGUGCAGCCUCAGAAGUACGUGGGAUGUAAUCACAGACUCUGACGACUUUAAUAACAGUUUUCCCAUGAAAGGCACUGAGCUUCCGCCUCCUCCCACGUUCUCUCUUGUACAGGCUGGGGACAAAGUGGUCUGUUUGGUGCUGGAUGUGUCCAGCAAGAUGGCAAAGGCUGACAGACUCCUUCAACUGCAACAAGCAGCAGAAUUUUACUUGAUGCAGAUUGUUGAAAUUCAUACCUUUGUGGGCAUUGCUAGUUUUAAUAGCAAAGGGACGAUCAGAGCCCAGCUACACCAAAUUAACAAUGACGACGACCGAAAGCUGCUGGUUUCGUAUCUGCCUGCCACUGUGUCAGCUGAAGCAGAAACCAGCGUCUGCUCAGGGCUGAAGAAGGGAUUUGAGAUGGUUGAAAAACUGAAUGGGAAAGCCUUCGGCUCUGUGAUGAUACUAGUGACCAGUGGAGAUGACGAGCACAUCACCAACUGCUUCCUCACUGUGCUCAGCAGUGGUUCAACUAUUCAUACCAUUGCCCUGGGUUCACCUGCGGUCAAAAACCUGGAGGAAUUAUCACAUCUUACAGGAGGUUUACAGUUCUUUGUUCCAGAUAAAUCCAACUCCAAUAGCAUGCUUGAUGCUUUCAGUAGAAUUUCCUCUGGAACCGGAGACAUUUUUCAACAACAUAUUCAGCUUGAAAGUAUAGGUGAAUAUGUUAAACCUCACCAUCAACUGAAAAACACUGUGACUGUGGAUCACAGUGUGGGCAAUGACACUACUUUUCUAGUCACGUGGCAGACCAGUGGUCCCCCUGAGAUUGUAUUAUUUGAUCCUAAUGGAAGAAAGUACAACACAGAUGAUUUUACCACCAAUCUAGCUUUUCGGACUGCUCGCCUCUGGAUUCCAGGAACUGCUAAGCCCGGGCUAUGGACUUACACACUGAACAAUACCCAUCAUUCUCCUCAAGCCUUGAAAGUGACAGUGACCUCUGGCGCCUCCCGCUCAGCCGUGCUCCCUGCCACUGUGGAAGCCUUUGUGGAAAGAGACAGCACCCAUUUUCCCCAUCCUGUGACAAUUUAUGCAAUUGUGAGAAAGGGGUUUUAUCCCAUUCUCAAUGCCACUGUAACUGCUACAAUUGAGUCAGAGACUGCAGAUCCUGUUACGCUGAAACUUUUUGAUGAUGGAGCAGGUGCUGAUGUUAUAAAAAAUGAUGGAAUUUACUCGAGGUAUUUUUUCUCCUUUGCGAUAAAUGGUAGAUAUAGCUUGAAAGUGCGUGUCCAUCAUUGUCCCAGCAUAAGCACCUUAGCCCACUCUAUUCCAGGAAGUCAUGCUAUGUACGUACCAGGUUACAUAACAAAUGGUAAUAUUCAGAUGAAUGCCCCAAGAAAAUCGGUGGGCAGGAGAGAGGAAGAGCAAAAGUGGGGCUUUAGUCGAGUAAGCUCAGGGGGUUCUUUUUUUGUGCUGGGCAUUCCAGCUGACCCACAUCCUGAUGUGUUUCCGCCAUGCAAAAUUAUUGACCUGGAAGCUGUAAAAGUAGAAGAAGAGGUGACUUUAUCUUGGACAGCACCCGGAGAAGACUUUGAUCAGGGCCAGGCCAACAGUUAUGAAAUAAGAGUGAGUAAAAGUCUACAGAAUAUUCAAGAUGACUUUAACAAUGCCAUUUUAGUGAAUACAUCAAAGUUAAAUCCUCAGCAAGCUGGUACCAAGGAGAUAUUUACAUUGUCAUCAGAGCUUUUCACAAACGGACCUGAACAUCAACCUGAUGGAGAGACACAAAAAAGGCACAGAAUUUAUGUGGCAAUACGAGCAGUAGAUAGGAACUCCUUAAAGUCUGCUGUAUCUAAUGUUGCUCAGGCAUCUCUGUUGAUUCCCCCAAAUUCUACUCCUGUAUUUGCCAGAGAUUAUCUUAUAUUGAAAGGAGCUUUGACAGCAAUGGGUUUUACAGGAAUCAUUUGCCUCACCAUAGUUGUAACACACUGUGUUUUAAACAGGAAAAAGAGAGCAGACAAGAAAGAGAAUGAAACAAAAUUAUUAUGA